This is a messenger RNA of Symbiodinium necroappetens, 4683 nucleotides long. NCBI's taxonomy places the organism in Eukaryota, Dinophyceae, Suessiales, Symbiodiniaceae. The record is from the annotation of a GenBank genome assembly.
AUGGCACAGCGGCUGCUGAAGCAAGCUCCAACAUGGCGGUCCUUGCACGUGGCCAGCCUUUGGGCAAAGCAAAGGAACAGACCAAUCUCGUGGCUCCAACUGCGAAGUUGUGGGAGCGAAAGCGAUAUGGCGGGCGUUCACAAAAGCCCAAUUGUCCAGCUCCUGUGGAAGGAGAGGUCGAACUUACAGCGAGUCACUGCAGACGGGGGCAAGAUGCAGGAGCAGCUCUUGACCAAGACGGCCAGAGACUCCCGCGUUGCUGUUUCCUAUAACUUCAAAGAUGAUUCGCUUUUGAAGGAGCAGUACGCCAACUUCAACGGCUUGAUACAAUUUAGUAAACUUUUCGAGGACUUGGAUGCUUUAGCCGGCAAUGUCGCGUUUAAGCACUGUGAUGACGACGACCCGGAGACCAGAAUGCCGCACUUGGUCACAGCCUCUGUCGACCGAAUCCGUUUGGCACCUUCAAUUGCCAUUACACUGGACCAGAACUACGAGAUGUCUGGCCAGGUCUCAUGGGUAGGCAGUUCAUCGCUGAUCAUCCACAUGAAGCUGACGCGUGAAGCUGAUGCUGUCGACGUCCUGGUGGCCAACUUCACCUUUGUUGCGCGGGACAUCAUGUCCGGGAAGAGCUGCAAGGUGAACCGCCUGGAACCAGAAACUCAGGAGGAGAAGAGACUCUUCCAGCUUGCCGAUGACAAAAACAAAGCCAGGAGACUGGCUCGCGCAGCUGGGAAGGCUGCUGCAGGUACGGAGGUGGAUGCAACCCAGGCGGCUUUGGCCAAGGAGCUGCUGGAUCAGGGGCGGCUGCUUCAGGACAUGCCUGGACUUGCAGUGGGCGAUGCCGUUCUCAUUCACCAGACGCAGCGAGAGACGAUGAUCAUUUGCCAGCCACAACAGCGCAACACCGCUGGACGCAUGUUUGGUGGUUACCUCAUGAGGUGUGCCUAUCGCUGUGCAUUUCCAACGGCGUAUAUGUUUGCUGGGUCCUUCCCUCACUUCGUGGAGGUGGAUGAGGUCAGCUUCAUUCAUCCUGUUGAAGUUGGAGAUAUCUGUGAGUUCAACGGACGGGUCAUGCUGACCUACACGAAGGUGAGGCCGAUCCUGCAUGUGGAGGUCACUGCAUCUGUACUGAAGCCUGACCAGAAAUCUAGUCUGGUCACCAAUGUCUUCAACUUCGUCUUCGAGUUGAGGCCGAAGCCUGGACAAGCUCUGCCGGUCAUCAAGCGCGUCUUCCCGGCAACGAACACGAUAGCCCAGAGAGUGGUCGCCAUAAUGGCGCGGCACGUCUUGGACGUCUUCAAAAUUGGGCAGGCUCGCGUCGUGGUGGUGGCCAACGAGAGCCGGAAUCGAGCAAACCAGGUGGCUACUGCCAUCCGAGCCAAGUUUCCAGAGCUGCCGAUGAUCGUCAGAGCAAAGGACUCUGAGCACAAGCAGUGGUUAGAAAGCACGCUGGGCGUCAAGGCCCUAAUGCCCGCCAUGAUCGCUGUGCGCUUCGGCACCGAAGUCAUGCAGCUGCUAGGCUACCCCGAGGAUGAGGUGAAGGCUCUGCUGCAGGCCCAGAGCUCCAAAGGUGGCACGCAGAUUACAGCGUCCCGAGCGCAGGCUGAGAUUUGUGGCGAAAAGGGGACUUACCUGACCGCCGUGUGCCACCAAGCGCUAGCCGAUGACCUGCAGUCCACGCUUCCUGUGUCUGAGAACCGCUCAAUCCUCGGUGAGGAAUAUCCGAAUACAGCCGCAAGUCGCCAAGCGCAGGUUGGCGACUGCUUUGCGCGAAUCACGGUUCCACUCUAUGAGGAGAGCCAUCCUUUUCCAGAGACUCUGCCCUGGUUCAGACUACCGCGACACCGCAGCCAAGUGCAUGCGGCUCUUGAGCAGAGGCCCGGUGUCGGAUGGGUUGUGCUGUCCCUCUUGGAAGAUGCUGGAAUCGCAGAAGGCUUGAAGCCGCGUCGAACUGACGAUAUUGUCGCAGCAGAAAGUGGUCGUUCUGUGCCUUCGUCUUCACAUCAGCUGGAUGCCUGGCUAAGAGGUUCUGAGAUGUAUGAUGUGGUGGCGGACCGUGAUGAAGCACCAGGUUCGCAGCGUUUUUCCCACAACUCUCACCAUUGCUGGCUGCAGGCCAAGAUGGCAAUGAUGUUUGUGCAGAAUCUCUGGCAUUGUGACGGUGUAUCCGAUGGUUUUCGCCAUCGAAGUCGCAUCAGAUACCUGCACUACGGUGUUAUCUCGUUCAUUCCGAAGUUGCUGCACAUGCAAUAUGUGGUACAAGAUGCAAGCUGUGCCCUGCUGCCAUCUGUGGCAGUGGCAGGGGCCAGAGAGGCGUGCAUGUUGCUGGCGGGCCUGGUUGGCUGGUACUCCUUGGACCGAGUCACAGAGGCCAACCUAUACGUCCUAGAAGAUCCAAAAGUCAGUGGAGGGCUCUUCAAACUCUUAAGCUCCUUGAUACUGGCUUGCUACCUCUGUCCAGUGCUGUUCUUUGGGCAAGCGCAGCUAGUGGCAGAAGGUCUUGCUGUGAUCAUAAGUUGCUACUACUCGCUCUGGGUGCCCUUGAUGGACAGCUCUACCGACACGACCCGCUGCGUUCAUCACCUCUGGUGCCUCAUGGCCUUCGUUCGACUGGCAUGGGAAGGUGCAGAGCUAAAUGGACCAAUGGGGUAUUGCAUCGCGCUGUCUGUGGUGGAGGGCACGAUGCUGCGGGUGCUGCUUUGGUGCUUUCACAAGAAGGAGGGCUUGCAGCCGUUGAACCAGGCCGAGGAUGAAGCAGACGCUUCCACCCAGAAGGCCGGUCGUGCUUCGGUUUCGGCUUUCGCCUUGGGCUCGAGACCCACGCUCACAGAGGUAGAAGUUCAGCUAUGGCGACUUCAGCUUCGAGCUAACUGGAUCCUGCUCGACAUCAUUCCACCUCCAAGCAUUCCCAAUCUAGGUUGCAAACCGCUUUCUGUGUCGGGUGGCUAUCAGAGUGCGGAUCGAAAGUCCUAUGUAGAUGAUCUUCCAGCCAGCCCCGUGACGGCGUGGUCAGAGUCCGGCGAUGUCCUUGGCAUGCUUGAAGACGAAGGGCCGAGCCCGCCGAAGGACGUCGACGAUGUGGCACGGUCCGAGCAACUUAUGAACGCAUGGCUGCAGAGACAUCAAACGGAGAUUCAGAAAGCGGAACUCCUCUUGAGUGCUCGCUGGUCGAACCCUGCUCUCUUCAAGGAGCGCCCGGAGCUUUGCGACGAGGUGCUCCAGGUGAUGAAGCGGGUCCUGGGAUUGGGCCCUGCAGGAAGUGCAAGCUCCGAAAGCAAGUCCUUGCUGCUCCUGGGCGAGAGCGGCUCCGGCAAGACCCAGGCCGUCGAAUGGUGCCUUCAGCGCCUCAAGGAGGAGCGCUCCAACGUCGUCGCGCUGAGGGCCUUUGGGGGGGCCUAUGAUUCCAACAUGGAGUGCCUGAAGCACCUGGCAACGCAAGUGGCCGCGCACUGCCUCUCAACGCCGCCCCACUCCUGCCUCGAGGGUUCGAUGGAAUGGUUUCGUGGCCUCCUCCAGGUGAGCUUUAAUCAUGACAGCGCUGUCGUGAUCGUCCUGGAUCAGUUCGAGAAGUUUUGCAGAUUUACGCGCCAGACGUUGCUGUACAACCUCUUCAACCUCGCGCAGGAAAUGAGCAUUCGGCUGUGCAUCGUCGGCAUCUCCUCGCAGUUUGAUGUUUUAUCAAAGCUGGAGAAGCGAAUUUAUUCUCGCUUUCAGAUGCACAGCAUUUAUGCAACCUUGCCUCGGUCAGCAGGUGAACUGCUGCAGAUUCUGGAAUGCAGACUUCACCUGCCGCACAGCGCUAAGGGUCUGGACGAUGCGUUUGUGUCGGAGUUCAACAGCAAAGUGUCAACUGCACUGAGAGCACGUGUACGCUUGAAUGACUGGGCCACGAAGAUAGAUAGUGGCUUCAAGCCCAGCUGGUUCCUCUGGAGAUGCCUGCCAGUGACGAGCUUUCUGCGCGGUUCCGUGGCAGAGAAACGUCCGCGAGUCUGCGGCCAGUUCGAUUCUGACGAGCAGCGACAAGAACUUCUCCUGUCAGGCUUGGUAGAGUGCGAGCACUUGAUUCUCCUCGCGCUCUUCCGGCAAUGGGACCACUCGCCGAAAACAGCUCGCAGUUUGAGCACGACGCUCUAUGAGCUUAAACGAUUGGUGGAAACGGAGAAAGGUCGCGAUCUUGGAGGUGUCCUAGCAGACCACACCGACGUCAGCUUGACGGCGGCCUUCAGCCGGCUGCUGGAAAUCAAGCUGGUACGAUUCUGCCCCGGCUCAACGGAGGACGUUCCGAAGAUGUACCGCCCAUGUGAAAGCAUGGUGGACGAGGUCUAUAAGAAGUGGGUGGCAGACCUGCCAGAAAAGGCACGGAAGGUGAGAAAACAAAGAGAGUUGAGGAAUCUUCAACCAAGGGACCAAGAGUCCCAGAACUGGCUAGCAGCUAGCUCCCCUCUUUGUCAGCUUCUGAGCUUCCUCAGGCUUGCCCACUUUCUCGCCGCCGAAGUGAUUGAGCUGAAAGCAGUCAAAACACAGCCUAGCGCAGAGCGGGCCAGUGAGGCAGAGGCAGAAAGACGUCGUCUCUUGGAAAAGAAGGGAGGAGUCGCCCUGAAUUGGCUCCUACAGGGCAACGAAGAUGAUGUCCGAAAGGUGCUCAUUGAUCUGGCUGAACGGAAAGCUUGGCUCCUUCAGCAG